AUGUUCGCGUUUCCAUUUACGAUCAACAAAACAUUCGAGUUUUAUUUGAUAAUUGGGCAACCGCGAAUCUGGCUUGCUGGCGUGAUCAAGUGUGAUGCAUCGGACAACGAUAUCAUUACUGGUAUAAAAAGAAAAUCCAAAAAUAACAACGAUGUGAAUAGCGAUCCAUCAUUUAAGAAAGAAUCAGCAAACCAUCUCGAAAAUAUCCAUCAAGAGAAUACAAAAACAACAGAUUCUGGUGACGUUAUUGUACUUUCGAAUAAAUCCAAAGUCAAUAAAAAUAAUUCUUCAACUGCAAUUAAAGGAACGACAUCACUGGAAAUGGAAACGCGCAACUGUAAAUUUGGUAACACUACUCCAAGAACACCCGGAAAAAUUC
This is a messenger RNA of Ambispora gerdemannii, 379 nucleotides long. The record is from the annotation of a GenBank genome assembly. Lineage: Eukaryota; Fungi; Glomeromycota; Glomeromycetes; Archaeosporales; Ambisporaceae.